UUAGCCUGCUCUGCUUUUGAGGUUUCAUUAAUAAGCCAUGAGUCUUUCCUCCGCUCGAGUAUAAGCCAUUAUUACUCCUCAUACUGGCCUUAAUUUCUACUUCGACGCUUAAACUUCUGUAUUUUUAUUUAAAUGCAACUGCACCAGCCGGGUGUCCGUUAAAAACUGUGUCGUUGGGGCUCCAACAAUGGCGGUUUCUGGCAGGAAAGAGGGCAUUUUCUCCCAACUUAAGUUUAGAGCUGAAACACCGCAUUUCUUUAAGAUAAUCCUUCAAGAUUCUCUUCGAGAUGGAAAGCUUAAGAUACCUGACAAGUUUUGGCAAAAGUUUGGAAGUGGGUUACCGAGUUCAGUAGAACUUGUUGCCCCUUGCGGCGCAGUAUGGAGAGUAGGAGUGACAAAGAGUGAUCGGGAGGGUUGGUUGCAACAUGGAUGGAGGAUAUUUUCUGAGCAUUAUUCAUUAAGCCAUGGACAUUUAGUUCUUUUCAGAUUCAAUGGAGAUGGAGAAUUUCAUAUUAUCAUUUUUGAUAUGACUGCUACUGAGAUCGACUAUCCAUUCGUUGGCUCAAAUGGUGAAGCUGUCGAUCCCAGAGAAGAAGGAAGCAAAGAAAGGCCUCGCAGGAAACGCAGAGACAAAUCGCCAUUGCCAUUGCCAUGUCCUAACCCCUCUAAGUCAUUCAAAACCAAUUCAUCAUCUGUGAAAGUUAGAGAUCGCCAUGAGGGUUUGUCAAGUGAUAGAUUGCGGCAAGAAAAGGUUCCUAAUAUAGUCGAACCAUUGGAAGCGGAUGAAGAAUUUAAAGCUCUUCAGAAGGCCAUGGCUUUCAAAUCCAUCAAUGCCUUUUUUCUGAUUGUCAUGCAACCAUCUUAUAUUAAUUCAGAAUAUCCGUUGAAAAUACCUGUUUGGUUUGUUAAGAAAUAUCUCACUGAGAAGCGUCGGGAAGUGAUCCUUCAGAUUUUAGAUGGGCGUAAAACAAAUGGGAGAUUUUAUUGCAAAUGGAAGGCAUUUGCGGAGAAUAACAAGCUUGAAGUUAGGGAUGUUUGUGUUUUUGAACUGAUCAACAGAACUCAGAUUUUGUUCAAUGUAAUCAUUUACCGUAAUAAUGACAGCCCGAAUUGUUCUCGAUCACAAGGUAUGUUGUCUACUACUACUAUAAAAUGCCAAAACUCAGAGGACUACCAGAGUGUCCUACUGACAACUCGGAAUAAAAUAGUUUGCAAGAGACCUCUUACUUUUAACUCUAAAAAUCCUUUCUUCGUGGUUGUGAUGAAGCCGUGUUAUGUUAAUCCAAAAAAAUCUAACUUGCAAAUACCUAAGGUGUUUGCAGAAAGGCAUUUAAAAGGGGGCAAAGGGGAAGUACAUCUUCAAACACAAGAUGGGAGGAGUUGGUAUCUUCGGUACAAUGUGCAACUCUCUGGGGGUCGGUCAAGAGCUUAUUUUGAUUCUCGUUGGAGAGCAUUUGUACAGGGCAACAAUUUGAAAGUAGGUGAUACUUGUUUCUUUGAGCUGAUUCGGGGCCCGAAAAGUGUGUUUAAUGUUGUUAUCAAACGAGCCAAAGAAGAUGCAAAUCAUGGAUUAACUACUAGAUUCAGAGGUGAAUGUAGAAAGCUCAGGAUGGAAACAGGUGUUGAGACAACCCAGAAACAUUCUUCUCAAGCUACUGCUUCUGAUAGAAAGUUUGGCACCGAUUUCCUCUUCAAUUUCUUACACUAUCUCAACUACAUCAUAGAACCUCAACUGCCAUUUCAAAGUUUGAAAGAUUGA
Messenger RNA from Carica papaya (papaya), 1759 nucleotides. NCBI's taxonomy places the organism in Eukaryota, Viridiplantae, Streptophyta, Magnoliopsida, Brassicales, Caricaceae. The record is from RefSeq and is a predicted model, not a curated record.